Messenger RNA from Xenopus laevis (African clawed frog), 2301 nucleotides. RefSeq names its product pre-mRNA processing factor 38B L homeolog (gene prpf38b.L). Gene Ontology annotation, biological process: mRNA splicing, via spliceosome. The transcript is spliced from 6 exons. The record is from RefSeq and is a predicted model, not a curated record. Gene Ontology annotation, cellular component: nucleus. Bases 84 to 1595 code for a protein of 503 amino acids. NCBI's taxonomy places the organism in Eukaryota, Metazoa, Chordata, Amphibia, Anura, Pipidae.
CGUGUUCCAAACCCAACAUCACUUCCUGUACGCGCUUGUUGUCACUUCCGGUGAUUUGGUUGCCAUCUUUCCUCCGGUGUAUAAUGGCGAACAACAGCGCGGCGGCCCAGGCUGGGGCGCCGCAACCAGCCCAGACAGGCGGCGGAGUAAACAAGCCGGCGGCCUCAGGGAAAUCCGGAAACGUGUUGCCGCUCUGGGGCAACGAGAAGACUAUGAACCUGAACCCCAUGAUCCUGACAAACGUUUUGUCCUCCCCUUACUUCAAGGUGCAGCUGUACGAACUUAAGACGUACCAUGAGGUGGUGGACGAAAUCUACUUCAAGGUUACUCAUGUUGAACCCUGGGAGAAGGGCAGCCGGAAAACUGCUGGACAGACAGGGAUGUGCGGAGGGGUUCGUGGCGUUGGCACUGGCGGCAUUGUUUCCACUGCUUUCUGCCUAUUGUAUAAACUGUUCACCCUCAAGUUGACAAGAAAACAAGUGAUGGGUCUCAUUACACACACUGACUCCCCCUACAUCAGGGCUCUUGGUUUCAUGUACAUAAGAUAUACACAACCUCCUGCAGAUUUGUGGGAUUGGUAUGAGGAUUUUCUUGAUGAUGAAGAGGAACUGGAUGUAAAGGCUGGGGGAGGCUGUGUAAUGACUAUUGGAGAGAUGCUGAGAUCAUACCUCACCAAGCUAGAGUGGUUCUCCACGUUGUUCCCCAGGAUUCCAGUACCGGUCCAGAAGCAUUUAGACCAGCAGAUAAAAACGAAGCCACGGAAGGUUAAGCAGGAAGGCGCAGAAGAAGUGGAGGAAGUGGAGCGGCACACAGAGAAGCGCUCCAGAUCGCCAAAAAGAUCAACAAGUCCUCGGAGGUCUCCCAGGAGAUCCAGAAGCAGAAGUCAUCAUCGAGAGCACCAUGGCACUUCAAGUUUUGACAGAGAACUUGAAAAGGAGAAAGAACGUCAAAGACUAGAAAAAGAAUCAAAAGAUAAGAGAAGAUCAAGAAGCAAUGAUCGCGGGCUGGAACGCAGGAGGAGCAAAAGCAGAGAGAGACACAGGACACGAAGCAGGAGCAGAGACCGCAAGGCUGACAGAAGAGAAAGGGACAGAGAGAAAGAAAAUGAGAGAAGUAGAAAACGGGACUAUGACAAAAAAGGUAAUGGUAGAGAUAAAGAGUCUGAUAGGACCAGAGAUCGAUCCAAAGAAUGUAGGAGGAGUCAGGAGAAAAAAGAGAGAGAUAACAAGAGGCACAGAGAUGACAGAGAUUCUCGCAAGGAGAGGCGGCACAGCAGGAGCAGAAGUAAAGAGAGAAAACAGAGAAAGAGUAAGAGUCCUAGUAAGAAUGCAAGCAGUCGAGCUCACAGCCGAAGCAAAGAUAGGUCAAACCGACAUAAAGAGAAAGCAAACAGACGUAGCAGAAGCACAAGUCGAGGCCGAACAGACAGUGCAGAGAAGUUAAGGAAACGGGAGCGCAGCUCCAGCAUGGAGAAACCACGUAAACGAAGCAGGAGCAAAGAACGGGGGCAUAAGCGUGAUGGUGAAAACAAGGACCAUGAUUACCACAGCGGUGACCUUGAUGAAAAGCAAAGAGACAAAGAUGAGACUCUGUAACAUUUAAAUUGAACGGAUCACAUUGAAUCCUGUUUCCCCUUUUUAUUUCCUGCUUCCCUCACAAGGUCAUGUUGUUCAGUAGCACUCUUGUUUAUAUUAUUUUGACAAUGUCUAAGCCAUGAGACAACUUUCUCUAUUUUUCAUUUUGGGAUGUGCCUUUUGGGAAUCCCUCGUGCACUGGACAUAAGUCGGUUACUCCUGCAUCAGCUCAUUGCCUCUGUGCGGCUAUUGUUGCGUUUUUAUUGGUUCAGUGUUCUGAAAAUUGACUGAUAUUUUAAUUCCUCCUAUGACACAAUAGCCCUGCAAGAUUCUGUAUGCCAUGUCGUUCAGAAGCUGAUGAGGUUGUCAUUUUCUCCAAAUGCUGCGCGCAUGGCUUUCGUUAAAAAGUUUGUUAAUCUGAUUAUUUUUGUCAUUUUUUAAAAUGAAUACAGACUUAAAAUUUCAAAUUAGUCUUACUGUCAAAUUAUAAGGUUUUGUUUUUUUUUCUUUUUAAAGAAAUGUAAAAUUUUUGAAAUAAGCUUUUCCUUUCUAAAAUGGGUCCAUAAAAAUGUAACUAAAUGGGUAGAGCCUAUAAGAAUGGAACAAUCUUCUGUUUUUUGAUGUCCAAAGAAACGAUCUCCUCCUUGUUAAGGAUUUUAACUGUUCAAAGCAAAAAUUAUUCUAAAUUUAGAAUAAUAUAAGAAUAAAAACGUGUAUUUUCUUCAAA